AUGGCGAUCAAGCCCAUCACCGGCAUGCUGAGGCGAAACCUCAUUAUGGAUCUCUCCAUUGCCCUCGGUCUUGGAACCGUUAUGGGUACCGCUUUCUGGUACGGCUACCACAUGCCCAGGACCAACAAGCGAGAUGCCUUCUAUGCCAAGCUUGAGCAGGAGAGGGCGGCGGAGAAGGCGUAA
Messenger RNA from Parascedosporium putredinis, 183 nucleotides. NCBI's taxonomy places the organism in Eukaryota, Fungi, Ascomycota, Sordariomycetes, Microascales, Microascaceae. The record is from the annotation of a GenBank genome assembly.